Triticum dicoccoides is the source of this 927-nucleotide messenger RNA. RefSeq lists its product as uncharacterized. Bases 1 to 816 code for a protein of 271 amino acids. The record is from RefSeq and is a predicted model, not a curated record. Lineage: Eukaryota; Viridiplantae; Streptophyta; Magnoliopsida; Poales; Poaceae. The transcript has 4 exons.
AUGGCGACGGCGGGCGAAGGGUGGAUGGCCAGGAGACUCGUGUUUUUGCCGACAACAGCAAGCUCGACGGCGGCGGAGACGUCUUCUGUACUGCGAGCUCGACGACGGCGGUGGCGUCUUAUUGGCAGAUGCCAUGAUCGAUUUUUUCGUAAAGCUACUGGAGUUGCCAGCAAUGCAUGCAAAGCGGCAAGAGUUGGCUGCUCAGUUUUUCUUGUACUGCCAAGAUGGAAGAAAUUGGAGCUCGGGUUCUUCUUCUCACCGGCAGAAGCACAAGCAGGGGAGCUCCGGGUGGCAGCACGAGCAGGCCCGCCGGGGAAGAGCAGCAACUUGCAGCAGAAGAAGCUCGAGGUUGAGGAUGAGCUUGAGUUCCAGGCCCGCCUGGAGCUCCAGGUCCAGGCGCUCGAGAACCAGGCGCGCGCAGGUCCUGUGCGGCACCGGCGCAGGCCCUGGGCGGCGCGAGGGAUAGCAGCGCAGCCCUGGGCGGCGGGAGGGGAUAGCGAUGCAGCCCUCGGCGGCGGAAGGGAUCGGGGCAGGAGAGGAUGGCGGCGGGGCAGCGCCCUUCAGCAGUGGAGCCGCCGCCCGUCGAGGUGGUCGCCGCGGAGGAGCAGGUGGACGGCGCGACGCAGCUCGCCUCCGUGCGGGCGACGCAGCUCGCCUCGGGCGGCGCAGGUGGGCAGGGGCGGUGGUGGUUCACAGCGGUGGCGCAGGCCCUGGCCGUUGUCACGCGCUCGGCCCUAUGGUGGGUGCCGACGGUGGCGCGAGGGACCACAGUGCGCGCCGGCGACGGAGAAAGGAGGAAGAAGCAGCGGGGUGUGAUUAGCAAGAGAUUUGAAGCUAGAAGGGGUUUUCUGCAAAAUUGUAAAUGAACUAAGCAGUGGACAACUUUUUCCGGACUGAGGGAGUACGUGGACCAUGCAUACAUGCAUG